Molecule: messenger RNA, 1042 nt
Organism: Dermatophagoides pteronyssinus (European house dust mite)
Lineage: Eukaryota; Metazoa; Arthropoda; Arachnida; Sarcoptiformes; Pyroglyphidae
Cellular component (GO): membrane
Source: RefSeq, a predicted model, not a curated record
CAUAAUCAAUUAGCAUCAUUGCUUCUUUAAAAAAUCACUCUAGUCCAUCAAACUGCCAGCUUUUCUAUUUAUUAGAAAAAAAAAUCAUUUUCGAGAUUAAAUACCCAUCAAUUCAUAUUAUAUUUAAUUGCGCCAAUUAUCAUCUUACUCUAAAUUCUUUUUUUUCAAUGUUUUGUGUUUUCCCCUUUUUUCAGUUUCAAAUUUUCGAAUAAUUCAUUUGAUUUUUUUUCAAUUGCGGUGAUUAUUUUUUAAAAUAUUUGAUUCAAUCAUAUUCGACUAAAUAUUUUAGACCAAACAAUUAGAACUCAAUCAAUCCGAACAAAAUGCAAAGUUAUCAAGUGAUAAAAAUUUUUGUCUUUCUAAUGGUCAUGGCCACUAUUACCGAAAUGGUGCAGCCACAAUAUCCAUAUCCAAAUCAAUCCCGAUCUCCUUAUGCUAUCGAUAAUGUUUUAUGGGAUUGUAAUUUUGAGAUUGAUGCUUGUCAUUUCCGUAAUCAACAUAAUCUUGCUCAAUUCAAUAGAUAUUAUAAUCCACGACAUCCAUUGUUUGGCCGUCGUUCAUUGUUGCUAUUGAAUUUACGAUUACCACGUGUACAACGUUAUCCGGGUGCUCGAUUGAUUACCCAUUACUAUCCGGCUAAUCAGAAAAAUGCCUGUCUAUUCAUAGGAUAUUACGCCAAUGGUGAAGGACCGGAAAAUUUUUUCGUUAUACAACAGGAUAAAGAGAAUAAAUGUAUUUUUGCUGAUCAUGAUCUUCAAACCAAAUCGAAUCGAUGGAAUGAGAUUGAAAUCCAAUUAGAUCUGAAUGAUGGUGAUCCGCGAUUCUUUUUGGAAACACAUUAUCAUCAAGGAAAAACUGGUUUCUUUGCAAUCGAUAAAUUUACAUUUGGUUAUGGUAAAUGUAAAAAUCCUGCACCAAAUUAUUGCUAAGGGAGAAAAAAAACAUGUCUAAUCAAACCAAUUAUUAUUAGUCAACAAAACAGAAAAACAAAACCGAUUGGUUCUUAUUGAUAACGAUAAAAUUUUCCAAUUUUCAAACACAA